AUGGCAGGUGUCCCGACCGAGCCUGUACCAGUGACUGAUGCUGCCGUGCCCGUCACCAGCGCAGUUCAGAUGGGUAGUGGCGUACCCAUCAGCACCACUUAUCCCAUGGAGACCGGUGCUCCUCAGGUAGUUUACACCUCAUCGCCAUAUGUGAUGCCUGGUGCUGCCUCCGUCAGUGCCAUGCCCAUGACCAGCUAUACCACGAUGCCAAUGGCCUACAGCGGUUUGGACCACUCCCAGGGCAAAUGGUUCGCCCCGGGCGAGGCGUUGCCGCCCGGAUUCAUCAUCACGGCGCACCCCGAGGGUCACACUGCACCACAGGAGGGCCACACCAUGUCCGACAAGGCCCGUGAGAGCUUUGUGAUCACCACCGGCACCGCCGGAACCAAAGCUGGCGCUGCACCCAAGGCGCCAGUGGAAGAUGUGAGGUCCCUAGGCGAAGAAGAGCAAGAAGAAGAAGUCCAGCGGCUGCUGCUGAGUGCGCUGGACUGCGAGGGCGUUGCACCGCUGAGAUGUGCAACAUCUCCGGUUCAGAUGGGCAGCGGCAUUCCCGUCAGCACCACCUAUCCCAUGGAGACGGGUGCUCCUCAAGUGGUCUACACCUCUUCGCCAUAUGUGAUGCCCGGUGCUGCCUCCGUCAGUGCCAUGCCCAUGACCAGCUACACCACGAUGCCAAUGGCCUACAGCGGUUUGGACCACUCCCAGGGCAAAUGGUUCGCCCCGGGCGAGGCGUUGCCGCCCGGAUUCAUCAUCACGGCGCACCCCGAGGGUCACACUGCACCACAGGAGGGCCACAUGAUGUCCGACAAGGCCCGUGAGAGCUUUGUGAUCACCACCGGCACCGGAACCAAAGCUGGCGCUUCUCAAUGGCUGGAAUGCUUCAAUGCUGCGCCAGAGCAAGAAGAGCAAGAAGAAGAAGUCCAGCGGCUGCUGCUGAGAACGCCAAACUGGACUCUUGCGAGAUCUUGAGAGGGCGGGUGGAUUCCCUCAGUACCAGCCAGACUUUGGAUUCAUGCUAUAGCUGUACAAAAGCAAUGACUGGGAGCACGGUGCUCCAGGGUUGUGUCUGGUUGGUGGUCUAGCCCUCAGCGUUCACUCUUGGACCCCUACCGGGGCCGUAUCAUACGUACCGUGGCAGUGGCACCGUCUCGAUCAGGGCACCACAAGGUGUCUGGUACCGGGAUGGAAUCUCAAUCCGCCACCUUUUUGCGAAAUGA
Cladocopium goreaui is the source of this 1217-nucleotide messenger RNA. NCBI's taxonomy places the organism in Eukaryota, Dinophyceae, Suessiales, Symbiodiniaceae. The record is from the annotation of a GenBank genome assembly.